Molecule: messenger RNA, 952 nt
Organism: Rubroshorea leprosula
Lineage: Eukaryota; Viridiplantae; Streptophyta; Magnoliopsida; Malvales; Dipterocarpaceae
Source: the annotation of a GenBank genome assembly
GGCGAAAAAGCCAUCACCGCCCCUCCUUCCUUCUUCUUCCGUAACCCUAACCCUGUGAUUCCGCCAUGGCAAACCACGGCUCCGACAGGGAAACGGACUCCAAUACUCGGCUGUACAACCCAUACCACGACCUUAACAUCCAGGUCCCCGUCAACACCCUCUACAAGCUUCCCACUUCCCCAGAAUUUCUCUUCUCCGAAGAAUCCAUCCACCAGCGCCGUUCCUGGGGUGAAAACCUCACAUUCUACACCGGCACAGCUUAUUUAGCUGGUUCUGUCUCCGGUGCAGCUGUUGGAAUCUUCUCGGCUGUCAGGAACUUCGAACAAGGUGACACCUUGAAGCUGAAAAUCAAUAGGAUCUUGAAUAGUUCGGGUCAUUCGGGGAGAUCGUGGGGGAACCGGGUUGGUAUUGUGGGUUUGAUCUACGCGGGGAUGGAGAGUGGGAUUGUGGCGGCAACGGACCGUGAUGAUGUCUGGAGCAGUGUGGCGGCGGGGCUUGGUACAGGUGCGAUUUGUCGGGCUGCAAGAGGGGUGAGAUCUGCGGCGGUUGCUGGAGCGCUUGGAGGAUUGGCUGCUGGUGCUGCUGUCGCGGGGAAGCAGGCCUUGAAGAGAUACGUACCCAUAUGAAAGAGUUCAAAAUUUCCCAGUAAGCUGAUUUUUCUUCAAAAGUUUUGGAGGUUACAAAUUCAAUGGGAUUUGAUAGUUUUUUAGAGAUUUAACUUAUGAUAUGAAUGUAAUAUUUGCAAUUAUAUAUUCUGAGACGGAUUAAUAAUGGUACUGGAUUGAUGAUUUUGACCAUUUUGGUAUAUAUGGAUCGGCAUUCGAUCAAAAACUUUACGUUGUCUUGUUAUUCUAUUGUUAUAUCUGCAUUUGUUGGUUAUGUGAACAGUUGAAAUUUUGAAUGGUUCUGUAAUUAGACUGCUGGUUUUGUCCAUUAAAUCAUUGUGCAGCUU